AUGGACAGUAACUCCGCUAGGCACGUCACCGAUAACACCGGAAGCCUGGAAGCUUCUCAGCCGCUUACCUUCAUUGCACCGCAUCUCCACCACCAACAACCUCUAUCAGAACAAUCCUUGUUCUUUGAUGGAGCAACAAUGGUAAAUCCCGAGCUGCGCCGGCAGGUCAUCAACGUCUACAAAGAGCUUUUGUUCUUAGGACGGGAAUAUCCUCUGGGCUAUCAGUAUUUCCGGGAUCGGCUACACCGUGCGUUUGCAAGUCAGACUCAGAUUACCGACGAUGAGCAGAUUCGCAAGGGAAUAGCGAGGGCUGAGUUUGUGAAGAAAGGUAAGUGCUGUCUUUUUUGCUGGGAUUUCUAUCCCUCGGUUGCAGUUAAGGGUAUGUUGCUAAUUGUUUAAUGCAGAAGUGGAAGCGCUGUAAGAC
Messenger RNA from Penicillium samsonianum, 424 nucleotides. Its product is annotated as electron transfer flavoprotein regulatory factor 1. Bases 1 to 399 code for a protein of 132 amino acids. The record is from RefSeq and is a predicted model, not a curated record. Gene Ontology annotation, cellular component: mitochondrion. Gene Ontology annotation, biological process: respiratory electron transport chain. Lineage: Eukaryota; Fungi; Ascomycota; Eurotiomycetes; Eurotiales; Aspergillaceae. The transcript has 2 exons.